Molecule: messenger RNA, 2065 nt
Organism: Sycon ciliatum
Lineage: Eukaryota; Metazoa; Porifera; Calcarea; Leucosolenida; Sycettidae
Exons: 6
Coding region: 470-1411 (313 amino acids)
Source: RefSeq, a predicted model, not a curated record
AAAGGCUUGAAAUUUUAAAGUAACUAAACUGGAGUAAUGAACCUGUAGAGUUAGAGAUGUGUAUAUUAUGGCGUGAAUUUCCACACGGAGAUCAUAACUUUGUCGAGGGCAUCACCGUGCGGAACCUUACACAGGUCAUAGGCGUGUGAGCCUUCCAACGCGCGUCAAGAGUAACACGGUGGGUAGAUUUUGAACGUCUCAGGAAGAGUGACAAAGAAGUGAUCGCCCUGCCGUUUUUACUAGUUAUAAUCUGUCUAGGGCUGAGCGCUUAGCCUUAGGUGCGAAGAUUUGCAGCGCACUGGAUUGGCUUGCAAAUCGUUUUAAAACUGAUUUUCACCACUGUAUCUGGUAAUUGCCAGCAAGACAACUGGUCACAGUCCACAGCAAAGCAAGCUAGUAUUGCAAGAAGGUGAUAGUCCUCUUUGGCAUUCGUCGAGACCAGUAGUUCUCAACGUUAGUUGACUCAAUCAUGGCAUCUGAAUCCGCGGAACUGAGGAGCGCUGGUCGUCAUGCUUGUCAGUGUCGCGCGGGGUUAUUCGUGGUGGUGGUAGUGUGUGUCAGCAUGUCCUUGUGCAUAGCGGACAGCGCAGCUAUGCUCGUCGAAGGUGAGGCGGAGGAAGGUCAGAUCACGGCGUGGGCCAUCCAGAACUCCUCAUUCCUGCCCACGUUCAACGGCCUGAGUGAAGCAGCAUCGGACAACGCUGAUCAGCAGCUAGCCUGGUCCGAUGUGUUUCAACUGCUAGGCAAUCCCACACCGGAUGAAGAGCCAGCCUCCGGAGCUGUGUGGUCUGAUUGGAGUGACUGGGGUGGCUGUCAGCGGCUACUCUGCAACAGGCAUGCAGUGCAGAGACGUGUGCGCCACUGCAUACGCGCUGCCAACGCCAGCACCAUCACAGCUACCAGUGCAUCAAGCUGCAGAGGGAGACUGUAUCAGAGUCGACGCUGCCAAGCACCACCUGAUUCUGCUCGGCAUUCCGCCGUGUUCGGUUACAACUCAAGUCUGCCGGUAGUACUCCAAGGUCGCACCGUGGUGUUCAGCUGCUGUGAAGUGAUCGACGGUGUAGACGCUGCACUGCUGCAUAAUGGCAAGCCGGUGGAUGAUGCACGGCCUGAAGUGUCGGGUGUGUAUCACUUGCGCCGAAGACAGCUGGACGUAGUCAUAACAGACAUGAGCGUCACGGACACGGGCAUGUACCAGUGCAAGCGCACGCCCCAGUCAACUGCACUGCGCGUUGUAGACCUGGAUGAUGUCAUCGCCGAUGCAGCUAGAGAUGGCUACACUUACAUCCCACAGCCUCACCAUGACCAGGGUAUAGCAGAGAGUGUCAAUAGCUCUGCCAGCAGCAUCGGCUGCAGCUCUACUGUGAUAGUCAUGCUUCUCAUGGCGGUGCUGCUUACUUCACCGCUUUGAGUCCACAAAUCCGUGGCGCACUGAUGUGCCACCUACCCGUAUAUGGUUCCACAUCCUCGUGUCCCAUCCUCGUGCCAUGUCUUCGUGCCCAGCAUCACCUCUACACCAAUGCCGAUGAGGCCUGCGGUUGCGCUCCCAGGCAGCGGAUACUGAUCACCCUCCAGAUUUAUGAAAGUCGAUUACUUAGUGUAUACACAGAUGCAUGUAGAUAUUGACUGCGCAUAUCGUACUAUUCAUUGCGAUUCUCCGAGUUACCUUUGACUUUACUUCCCAAAAAUUCUUGAUACAGCUCAGCCUCCUUGAAUUAACUUCUCUAUAUUCUCUGUUUCACCCUGAUGACAGGCCAGGCCCAAAGAGUUGGUGAACAUAAUCAGGAAAAGCCUUGAAUUAGACGAAUUUAUUACUUGUACAUUACAGAGGUCCCUUUAUAUUCCGGCAUCAUUUGUGCUGUGGAAAUUCUGCUGGAUUGGCAAAUCUGAUUUUCUCCUACAAUUUACAUGAAAAGGACAUUUUGGUUACCAAAGGUUAUGCUGGUUUACAGGGGGUGCUGGUUUAUAAAGUGCUGGAUUAAAGAGGGACGACUGCAAUCUGAUGCUGUCCCUUGAUCGCAGUCUUCUACAUGCAAUUGCUGGUCCUUUGUUUCUUGAGAGAUUG